AUGGCUGUCAAAGAAGAAGUCGACUUUCCAAGAGCUCAGCGGAAACGAUCAGCAAAAGCGCAAGAUGAAGAAAAUGAAGUCGUCAAGGAGAAGAAGCUUUCGUUAAAGAGUUUCCCAAAGAAACUUGCCGCAGAAGGUCAGUCAAAAGUGAAGAAACGCAAAGAGAAGAUCGAUGACGAGUUCAGCGGAGUGUGGACAGCACCGGUAAAAGCAGAGGAUUUGACGGAAGGCGUUUUUGGAGUUGGCAUUGUUGAAGAGAUCCGCGACACAGAAGUGAUCUUGCGAACCGCGGGCAACUUGCAAGUAUCUUUGCCAGCUGCUAAUAUUGGGAAGAAAUUCCUCGAACAAGCCAAGAAGAACGAGGUGACAUUGGAGGACGUUGUGGCGAUAGGACAAAUGCUCAGCUUUCGGGUACAAGGGAAACCAAGACGAGUUGAAGAGAAAAAGACAAAGAGAAGCGCUUUGCCUAUCGUAUCUUGCACUCCAUCAGCCGUCAAUCAGCACAUCGCUUUGUCCCACUUGGUACCAGGGCUAGUUCUGACGGCAAAUGUAACAAGUAUUGAAGAGAAGGGUACAAUUUGUGACAUUGGAAUCGCCGGUCAUUCGGGUUUCAUCGCUGGUGUUGCUUUGUUACAAGAAAGUCAACCUAUCAUGGUGCGAAUCGAAAGUGUCAAGUCACGAAUCGUGAACCUGUCAUUGCAUGUCGAAGGGGAGAACCUUGCCGAUUCAGCUCUAGAGGAUUUUCACUUGAACCAUUUGACGCCGGGGACUAUUCUAUAUGGAGAACCCGAAAAGCACACCCCAAAUGGAGUCUACGUCAAUUUGGGAAACAAUGUUCGUGGCUUCAUUUCAUCGAGACUCCUUCCUCCACGCCUUCGUGUUGAUCCGUCAAGGCUGGUGAAAGCGCUUCGAGUGAUCGUCUUGUUCUGCCAACAGAACUCGAACCUUCUCGUCCUUGGAGGCCAUCCAGACAUCAUUGCCAUCAGCAAACCGGAGAAGCGAACCGUAUUUCAAGGCAUUCAAAUCGGAGACAUCAUCACAUGUCGUGUCGCUUCUGUUGGCCCAAAAGUCGUUUUGAUGACUCUACCAGAAGAUGAAGACGGAAAGCAAAGUCUGAUCUCGGUUGUGGCCGGUGUCAAAGCUCUUCAAAAUCCCAACAAAAUUGCUGAAACGUGCAAGAUCAACUCUGAGCAUCUUUGUCGGGUGACUGGCUUCAACACGAUUGAACGGACAAUCUACGUGUCAACGAAGAAAGAGGUCUUGAAUCAGCAAAUGAUCUCUUACAAGGAUGCUCAAGUUGGAGCCAUUGUUGAUGGUAAAGUGGUCUCGUAUGCAAGGAUUGGGCUCUUUGUCAGGAUUUUCGAUAGCAUUAGCGGCUUUGUCCCGCUCAAAUGGGCCACAGAACGAGCGGUGAAAGAUCUCGAUAAAAUCUUUCCAAUCGGUAACAAUGUCCGUUUACGAGUCCUUUCCACUGAUAUCGAACAUAAAAACCUUGUGCUCACGACGAGACAGAAACUGGUGAACUACAAGGGAAAGCUUGUCACAGAAUACACAAAGAGCAUGGAAGGGAAGACGACAAUCGGGCUUGUCACCACGAUUUUUGAUCAUGGUGCUGCGCUAAUCGCCUUUUUCAACAACAUUACCGGAUACAUGCCGGCGGAACAAGUGAAACAGCUUAAAACGGAGAGCCCAAUACGCGAAGGAUCAAUUGUUGAAGUCUUGAUUUCCAAUUGCGAUAUCGAGAAGGGGAGAUACUUGGUGCAUACCGUUGACGGUGUGAAAGGCUCGGAAGUGAAGAAAUCUGAGAAGUCAACAAAGAAGGAGAAGUCGGCUGACGUCAAACUCUUCGGGAUUUUCACCGGAAAAGUGGUUGGUCCUUGGAAAGCAGAAGAUGCACACGAAAGGGGGAAAUUUGGAGUCGAGAUACUUAUGCCAAACAAUAAGAAAGGUCGCUUGCACGCGAGUGAGCUGCCAGAGAAAUACCUUGUCGAUGGGACAAAGCCAAUCGAGCGAUUCUUGAGCGAAAUGAAGGGGAAAUCGGUGAACGUGAAAGUGAUUGGAUUUAUUCGAAAAAAGCAACGAGUCCCCGAGCUCACCAUGCAGGCGUCGAAGUUGACCGAGACAAAGAAGAAACAAAAGUUGUUCGAGUUCAAGAAUGACUAUCGCGCUGGGGAUCUGAUUCCCGUGUUUUCCUUUGGCGCUGAAGAUACGGCUUUGCAGAGAAAGUUCGAAGUAACACCGGUGUUCACGGCUUUGUUACCGAGGCAAAAGCUGCCAUUGGCUAAAUUGAUUACCGAUCCGAACGCUGCCUCAAAACUGGUGGAUGUCGACUUUGAUGAAGGGGAGAUGCGACUGGCUCGAGUUGUGGGGCUCAAUCGAAAGGCCCGUAUUGUGGACAUAACAUUUGCUGAGAAUGAGGACGUUGAGAUUGGGGAAACGACGCCCGGACGAGUGUUGAGUGUCUCCACUGCUCCACACGGCAUCCUCUUCCAGCUGGCCAAUGGGCAACUCGCACAUCUUGGCCCUAGUGGUGUGACGAAUCUCUACAAGAAGACACACACCUCGAUGCGAGAGUUUUCGCAUGGACAACUCUACAACGUUGUCAUUGCCUCACAAGCGGCUCCCCAUGCGCCGAAGAAGCAAACGUGGGAGGUGGUCACUGAAAAACGAUGGACACAGCGAAAAGCCGGAACGAAAAACAGACUGUUAACGUUGAUGUCAGAUGUAGAGAGUGCUGCGGAAUUGCAAGGUUUUGUGAUCAACGAAAGUCCGUGUAUUGUUGAGCUAGGAGCUGGAGUGCAAGCAACGAUGCAGACUGAGGGUGUUGACGUGAAAGUAAAUGAUGUCGUUACCGUCAAAAUUCAAGGAAUCGAUGAGUUGAAGAAAAUGCUUGGCGCUAAGUUGCUUGAGGUUGUUCAACGGGCAUGCCUAGUUGAGAAAGAUCCACACUCCAGCUCUGAAAGUUUUCCAGUCAAGAAGAGGAAGAUGAAUCAAAGUUCCGAAGCUGAACGUGUUGAGUCUGGAGCGUCAAUAAAGAGUAAAACGGAGAAGAAGCAAGUCGAUCCAGGAUGGGAAUUUUCAGCCACCGGAUUUAGCGCUGAGGAUUUGGUCAAGGUAACGAAGCUGUUAGACGAGGAUGGCAAGCCGGGGGUCGCCGAAGUGAAAAAAGAAGAAGCUACUGAAAAUGAUGGACCUCCAAGCAAGAAAAGAAACAAAACCGAACGAAUUAUUGAUGUCGAGAAGGAGUUAGUUGCUGCUGAAUCACGAAUAAUUGAAGGAAAUGUUCCGGAGAACGAGAGCGAAUUUGGAAUAAUGUUGCAACGAAAUCCGAACUCGGCUCAAUUGUGGAUUCGAUUUAUGGGCUAUUUCCUCAACAAAAAUGACUUGACAUCAGCUAGAAGCACAGCUCAGAGGGCACUAAAGAGUAUCAAUUAUCGCGAAGAUACGGAGCGAUUGGCUAUGUGGACAGCAUAUCUGAAUAUGGAGAUUUCAUUCGGAAGCGGUGACUCCUGGAAGCCAGUUUUUGAAGAAGCGUGCAACAAUGCGGAUUCGCUGAAGAUGCACAAGCAAACGGCUGCGGCUUUGGCACUGAAGGGGAGAAAUGAGGAGGCGGAUGAGAUCUAUAAUCAACUGGUCAAACGGUUCCGCAAAUUCAGUGAUGAGGUAUGGAUUCUCUACGCGUCGUUCUUGAUGUCAACAAAACGCUUUGAUGAGGCGAGGGAUUUGCUGAAGAAAGCGCUCAAUUCAGUUCCAAAAGCAGAACAUGUUACGCUCAUUUCUCGUUUUGCGACACUCGAGUUUGAGAAAGGAGACAUGGAACGAGGAAGGACAUUGUUCGAAAAUGUGCUGAGCAAUUUCCCCAAGAAGGUUGACGUCUGGAGCGUGUACUUGGAUUUGACAAUGAAACACGAUGCUCAGGACAAAAUAAGGAAUUUGUUCGACCGAAUUUGCUCGCUCUCGCUCACCAACCAUAAAUUGAGGCCGUUUUACAAAAAAUGGGCCGAGUAUGAAGCUAAAUUCGGGGACGAGAAGACGCAAAACGAGCUUCGUGAACGAGCCGCGAAACUCCUUCGAGCGGAC
Messenger RNA from Mesorhabditis belari, 4080 nucleotides. NCBI's taxonomy places the organism in Eukaryota, Metazoa, Nematoda, Chromadorea, Rhabditida, Rhabditidae. The record is from the annotation of a GenBank genome assembly.